CGAACAGCCGGAAAACCAGCAAAGAUGGCAACGAGGGCUUCUAGAAGCCUUUUACAGGCCAACCGCCGGCUUUGCAGCUUUGCUUGGCCGGGACGACGGAAUGCCACCACCGUGUCGGCAUUCCGAUCGACGGGGCGGAUGAUCGGCCCGUCCGACUCGGCAUGGACUGGAAGUCGAUCUCUUCGGCCGCGGCUGAACCCGAUUCGAUAUGCCCAUAGUCAAAAUACAGACUCAGCCCAGAGAGCGUGGUGGAAAGAUUCAAACGUCAACACUAGGGAAACCAGACCCCAAACGCCCAGUCUUCCGCACUGGGAGAACCAGGAGAUGCCCGCUCUGGACUUGCCGAUCCCAACGCACGUUGUCUCAAAUUUCAUGGGCUUUGCGUGCUGGGGCGACCUCCCCAAUGGGAAGAAAACCUCGCUGCCGCUGAUGCAGCAGGAGGAAGGGAUGCUCUGGAUGCUGCCGCCGGCCGAGUGGGCGCCAGCGCCCUUCAAUACAGGCGCCGAGGCAGUGGGCGCUAGGAUCUUCCUGCGUACUACGAACCACGAGGGCAUGGAGCGGGUGUCGUUGGUCGGGAAGAAUAUCCACGCGUUCAAGACAUAUCUCAUGGAGGGACUUGUUCCUCUCUCAGAGGCCCAGUGGAGGGCCAAGGAUCUCAACAAUCCCGACCGGCUCGAGACUGCCAUCGAGUACAUCACGGGGGUCAGUGCCGUCUUUGAGUACCUCAGCAUCCCGCAGGUCGAAGCCAACCUACGCGAGUCCUUCAACUUGGUCUACGAUGACCUGGAGGAGCUAGGAGGCGCGCUUAACGCGCGCCGCCGCAUCCAUCAUCCACACCGGCCAGACCUCGACCUCCCCGCACUCUGGGUGGAAUUCAUGGCCGCGCGGUACGAGGUCAUGACGAGCACCGCGCAGGCCUGGAUGAUUUCCAAGGUCUCGCAACUCAAGGAACAGCUGCUCGACCGCUUCUGUGCCGUCGCGCAGUUACCGCCCGACCAGGUCACCGCGGAGGAGCGGGGACGACUCGAACAGCUGUGGCAGCUUCUCACGGACAUUACGGCCCUGGCCGAUGUUGGCGCCUGGAUUUUUAUGGAUACGUACAAGGGGUAUAGAGCAACCCCGGGCGCGGGCAUUGUGCCUGGGCUACACAAUCCUGAUAUAGAUGCACUGGCAAAAGCAUACCAGCCGCGCUUAGGGGAGCUGUCUGUCUCGCGACUGAACGAGGUGAUCCGGGCGCAGACGAACGCGGGCACAUUCGACAGUGCAGGUUCCCUCAGGGAACGCGUCUCCGCGAUAACGUACGCGCAGGAUAAACUGCGAUUGGAGAUGCGAGGGCCAUCGCCGACGGAGCCUCUGACACCGCCGUGGAUUGACUUUCUCAUUCGAGACGAGGAGGAAAUGCAGAAGAUGAAGCCGCAGGUGGAGAAGCAUACAUUUGGCUUUGCGAUCUACGGCGCUGCGGGUAAGCUCUCGGACAAUCAGUGGGAAGCCGUGAAACAAAAGGUGGAGGACCAUGUUGCUUCUUGGGGAGAGGGGAUCAAGGGUGCAGACAAAGGGAAGCCACUGCUUAAGCUGUAUUGGCACGACUGCAAGGAGCUUGGUCUCGAUGUCAACGAUGUCGAUUCUCUCAAGAGCCACUUCCGGGCUGCCCGCGCAGCAGACACCUCCCCGCUGGGUAUCGGCAUCGAAGAGACCACUUUCCUAGUCCUUGACUCAUGGAGCGUAGGCUCCUACACGGACGCGACACGCUCCGAGCCAUACCUCAAGGAGAAAACAUACCUGCCGGGCGACUUCCAGCCACACCUCCUCGCCGUUGACGCACACUACGUCGCAGACCCCGAGCCACCCGCGACCGAAAGCGAGGGCCAGUCCAAUAAUACAGACACCGAGACCAGUGAUGCUAAUGAAAACGACGACUUCCCCACCCUGUUCCCCCAACCACCACCCCCGAAAUACACAGGCCACAUGCGCAUCCUCGGAAACCUCGUCUGGAGCGAGCUGUACGCGCUCGUAGCAAGGAACGCCGCGACGCUCGAGGAUCUGUUCCCGCUGGCUUUGGAGCACCCGCAGAAGCUCUACACGGGGCUUACGGUGCCGAGCCAGAUCCGGGCGUGGAGGGAGCACACGAUGCUUAAGAACUCAAUGAUGGAGUCGUUUGCCAAGUACCUCGCGAAGAAGGAUCCCAAGGCGGCUGAGGCGCUUAGGAGGGCAAGGGAGAAGCAUGCUAUAUAGUUCUGACGGGGGUGAGAGAUCGAAAAUGUGCAAGGAUUGGGGUAUUUGUGUUUCUGGGUAGGGUAUGUAUGAUAGUUUAGCCCUACGGGGCAUUGCUUGAUGAGUGCUGGUAUCUAUCAAAUAGAUGAAUCUCAAAACUUAAGAACCCGGAGAAAGACACGGUCGCCGAGAUCCGCCAAAAUGGGAAACCAGCCUUACGAGAACCAUGG
Molecule: messenger RNA, 2441 nt
Organism: Aspergillus calidoustus
Lineage: Eukaryota; Fungi; Ascomycota; Eurotiomycetes; Eurotiales; Aspergillaceae
Source: the annotation of a GenBank genome assembly